UAUGGAGGAUUUGAGUUUUUUUGAAGGAAAACGACUUACUGAAAAGUUGCCUCUUGAGGCUUUUAAGUCUACCUCUGAAGUUAAAGAAAAACUUCUCCUAGGACGAUACAGGAGAACAGACCCUGAGCUAUGUGAAUAUAUUAAAACAAUAUUAGGCCAUCCACUGUUCAAGUCUCUUAUGAUCAGCACCAUCGCACUCAAUGCAAUAUUUUUGGUUAUAGAGACUGAUUUUAAAGUUCGAUAUGAGUCAUUUUACUUCCUGGAGAUAGCAGAUCUGAUUAUUUUAGCCAUCUACACUACAGAGUUUCUACUAAACCUUUACCUGGACCCCAUAGAUUGCUGGAAGGAUGGCUAUAAGCGAUAUGAUGCAUUUGUCCUUUUCUUAGCUUACAUGUUAUAUGUUAUUGACAGAAGCAAUCCACAAAAGUACAGAUUCUGGAACCUGGUGAAAGGAUUCCAAGCACUCCGAAUUCUCAAACUUGUCUACUAUAGCACAGGAAUGACGGUUCUGAUGACAGCCCUGCGCAAGACUGUGAAGAAUGUGAUCUAUGUCCUUGUCUUGUUGUUCCUGUUAAUUUUUAUCUUUGCAAUUCUGGGUCACGGUUUGUAUGGAGAUCCUGACACUGGAGACGCGAAGAACUGGGGGGACCUGCCAUCUGCCUUUUUCACUCUUUUCAGUUUAGUUACGGUUGAUGGCUGGACAGACUUGCAGGAAGAACUGGAUAACAAGGGUCUCACUUCAAGCCGGGCAUUCACAAUAGUCUUUAUUCUCCUAGGAUUUUUUGUAUUUUUCAAUAUGUUUAUUGGAGUUGUCAUUAUGGAUAUUCAGGAUACGACUGAAGAAUAUGAGAGAAAACUUCAAGCAGAGAUGCGGGCUACUCUUCAUACAAAGAAACAGGCUAUAUUAAGAAGGCAACAAGAAGAAAUCAGUGCAUUGAUAAAUCAGCAGAAAUCGAGUGAAUAUAAAACCUUCAAUGAAUUAGUAGAAGACUUUAAAAAAACCCUGCAUCAUUCAGAUCCUAUGAUCUUAGAAGAAUUUUGUGCCAGUAUACCAUUUAUUGAUCUGUAUUUGACGUCUCUGGAUCGUCAGGAUGCCACAGUUUUUAAGCUUCAAGAACUCUACUAUGAAAUUGUUGCCACUUUGACUACCCUGCUGAAAGAGUCAGAGGCAACAUCUUGGCGAUCUCUGCAAUCUCUUCGAUCAAAAACCCAGCAACCAGAAUAAAUAAAAGUAUUGUUAAAAUAGUCUCCUCUCCAUUUUGUCCCUCUCACUCUUAAUAGUAAAGCCAGAGGUUAAUGACAAAACUCCAUGGAUAUCAGUAAAUCUAGGAUUCUUUUGAGUUUGUUCAUAUCUUGGGAAAUCUAAACAUAAUUUGACUAGUUUGCUAAUGUAUCUGUGUAUAUUGUAUCUUGUAAAUUGAUCUCAAGGCCAUGUGGUAACUGUUAAGCAGUAAACUCUUAUGAGUUCCGAAGUCAAUCUGUGUGAGCAUCAAGGUGUUUCUCUUCUUGUUUAUUAGUAAGAGCAUGGACCCUGUAAUCAUGUGGAAUUCCACCCCCUGGUGCUGUCGAUGGGAGCAUGUAACAUGCUUGCAUCUUGGACAUUACAUGUACAGUAAGGUUACAUAUGAACAGUUGCUUUGCAUGCUUGAUUGUGGGUUGCUGGGCAUGUGGCAAUGACUGAAUCUUUUAAAGUAGUCCUGUGUUUGCUUUAGUACAUUUC
Heteronotia binoei (common prickly gecko) is the source of this 1720-nucleotide messenger RNA. RefSeq names its product cation channel sperm associated 3 (gene CATSPER3). NCBI's taxonomy places the organism in Eukaryota, Metazoa, Chordata, Lepidosauria, Squamata, Gekkonidae. Gene Ontology annotation, molecular function: monoatomic ion channel activity. Gene Ontology annotation, cellular component: membrane. Gene Ontology annotation, biological process: monoatomic ion transport; transmembrane transport. The record is from RefSeq and is a predicted model, not a curated record. The transcript is spliced from 8 exons. The coding region runs from base 2 to 1225 and encodes 407 amino acids.